AUGCUGAAUGGAACUCUUAUGAACAUUGCCAGAAAAAUUUUAAUGAGCUUCAAAUUCAAUGAUGAAAUUAGGACACUUUCAUACCCGUGGGCAAUUUUGCAUGCCAAUCUUUUGCAUAACAUCAACUGGUUAGACUCUAUUGAAUCGAGUCCUUACUUCAAAGUUUUUGGUGUUCCUUAUGAUACAAAGAGAUUACUAGCUUUUGGUGAACUAGUCAUUUAUAAAAAGCAGAAGACAAGGAAUAAAUUGGAUCCAAAAGGACGCAUGGCUUAUUGGGCUGGAAAAUUCGGAUACGAUUCAAACAUCUUAUUGGAUGUGGAUACAAAAGCCAUAGUCUAA
This is a messenger RNA of Saccharomycopsis crataegensis, 339 nucleotides long. RefSeq lists its product as uncharacterized. The record is from RefSeq and is a predicted model, not a curated record. Lineage: Eukaryota; Fungi; Ascomycota; Saccharomycetes; Ascoideales; Saccharomycopsidaceae. The coding region runs from base 1 to 339 and encodes 112 amino acids. The transcript has a single exon.